CGUUGCGUCGGCUAGCCGGAGGACGCUCUCUUUCUCCCGUUCUGUAUUUGCAAACACGUGUCAUUGUGUAUCCGUAUUCGAAGCGAGCUUCUUAUAUUAGCGAUACAUGAGCCGGUUUCCCCUUCAUAUUUACGCAAGGUCUUGCAAUUGUCAGCAUCGGCGUCAGGCAGCGCGCGUUCUCCGGAGAUUUCUCUCCAAUAAUCUGCCUAAUUGCGAAUCCGCUAAUAUUGGAAUUGACAGGGGAAGGCGAGGACGCUUUCGGUUCAGCGAUAAGAAAGUAUUCGAUAAGGAACUUGAAUCAAACGGCGAACACGCUAAUUGGCGGAGCAAAUCAACGUUAACUCGCGGCGCCGCAAUUCCCCGUGGGGGCUAUUUUUCUUAGCCACCGUAGAAAAGUAACUUCGACGUGAUGGUGAAUGUUUUGUCAUUCGUUACAUAAUUGAGUGUCAACCGUGUUCGGAAUACUACCCAGAGACACCACUGGUGUCUAAUUAAUCAUCGCCACUUGUCGGGGAAGCUCAAGGGACUAAGCUGAGGGACCAUUCGAAGAUUCGCCUGUGAUCCCAUAUCACCAAUCACGUGAGAGCCUGUUUCUAUUUCAUAUUUCAACAUUGAUAGUGACGACAUCAUUAUUAUCAAAGACUUGAAUAAGUGGCGUAUACAUAUACAAAAUGAGUGUUAAGGGAGAAGAAAUGAAGAACGCAAAAAAUUUAAACAACUCGAUAGCACCUACAGAGAGGACUGCUCUGAGGCCGAAAUUGGAAACGUUCGACGACGUUUUACCAUACGUCGGCGAUUUUGGCAGAUAUCAGUGGCUGCUUUUAUUGUCAUUGCUUCCCCAUGGCGUUACUUACGCGUUUCUGUAUUUCUUGCAAUUCUUCGUAACUCUUAUCCCUCCGGAACACUGGUGUAAAAUGGACGAGUUGAUGGGCAAAAAUUUCACUCAGGAAGAUAGGGUGCAAAUAGCAAUUCCACCGUCGAAUGAGUAUCCUUAUUACGACCAGUGUCAUCGCAAAGACUUAAACUUCGCGGAGAUUUUGAAGUCCGGCGAGGAUCUUCAUUCCUAUCAAUUUUGGAACAACCAGACUGUUGAAUGUACUAGCUGGGAAUACAAUUACACUCAGAUUCCAUAUGCCAGCAUUGGUACUGAGCUAGAUUGGGUAUGUGAACGAGAAUACCUUGUGUCAACGGCCCAGGCGAUUUUCUUUUGCGGCUCCAUCGUGGGUGGUUUCGUGCUCGGAUGGUUAGCCGAUCACAAGGGUCGCAUCCCUGCGCUGAUGGUCUGUAACAGCGUCGCCCUCCUCGGCUCCAUCGCCACCGCGAACGCCAACAGCUUUUGGUCAUUUGCCGUCUGCAGGUUCAUCACUGGUUUGGCAUUUGACAACUGCAUCAAUAUUCCGCUGAUAAUCGUUCUGGAGUACAUGGCCAUCUCGAAACGUUCUGUAGUCGUUAACAUAACAUAUGGUACAUAUUUUGCCGUGGCCAGUACCAUUUUGCCAUGGAUGGCUUACUAUAUUGCAAACUGGAGGAUUUUUGCUUACGUCACUGCCUUUCCGAUGUUAUUCGUGUUCAUCAUACCGUGGACUCUCCCUGAAAGUGCUCGGUGGUAUGUCUCUAACGGGCGAAUGGACUUAGUUCUCGAGAAACUGCAUAGAAUCGCUAGGAUAAAUCGUAAGACGCCGGAUCCACGUAUUUUCACCGCUUUCGCAGACAAUCUCGAAGUGUCAACAAGGCAUCGCGAAACCGCGACGGUAUUCGACCUCUUUAAGUCUCCUCGACUGGCAAGGAACACCCUCCUUUUGGCUCUAUUCUGGUGUUUCACCUUGAUCGCAUUUGAUGGGCAUGUAUACUCGUUGAAAUUGCUACAGAGUUCAGUGUUUAUGUCAUUUUCUCUCACAUGCUUCACGGAACUUCCAGCUGGCUUGCUGUUGGCAGUGCUGUUAGAUCGGUGGGGUCGCAGAUUCUGUGGAUUUCUUACUUUGGCGAUGACUUGCCUAUUCAGCAUUGCUGAACUAAUGCUACAUUCCACGGUUGCCAAACUAACGAUGUCAGUGAUGUCACGAUUUUGUCUUAACAUGGCGGCCAAUAUUGGCCUCCAAUAUGCGGUGGAAUUACUGCCGACACCUGUUAGAUCGCAGGGCAUAUCGCUGAUUCACAUUCUCGGCAUUAUUUCACGUACUUUAGCCCCAUAUAUAAACGAUUCUGCUAAGGUCUGGGAAGGAUUCCCAAUGCUGAUAAUCAGCACGAUAUCCUUUAUGGGUGCUAUGUCUGUUCUUUUCCUACCGGAAACACUUGGCCACAACCUACCUCAAACUAUUAAUCAGGGCGAAGAGUUCGGGAAAGACCAGAAUUUCUGGUCGUUACCAAAUCAUCAAAAGACGUUCGACCAACAACGACGUUAUCAAUCGUGUGAACGAUAAAUGAUCAAAUUCAUGUUCGGUUUUAGUAAAAAAAAUAAGGAGAAGAGGAAGAACCGAGAAAAGGGUCACAUUCCACCUGACAAUAGAUAAAAUUAAAAUAGAUUAGUAAAUAUUACGCCAAUUAAUGCCAGUUCAUGAUGUUGAGAUUCGAAUAUCGUUUGUAUUCCUAUUAUUUUUAUUUUAUUCUUCUAUUUUAAGAAUUUAUCUUUUAAUGUUGUUUUUAUCUGGCCAUACGCAAAGCGAGGAUGGCUGAUAAUUUUUAUGUUCACAUUUAGAUUUUAUUUUAAGUUAUUAUUUUAAGCAGUCUUUUAAAUUCUAAUACUGGCCUUUAGGAACCUCUGAAUGUUGAGUAGUUGACAAUGUCAACUAUUGUCUGGUUCACAGUAGACAGCAAUUAAUCCAGUAAUUUAGUAUUGCAUAUUGUGCCAUCACAGUAAUUAGUGUUUCGAAAAUCAAUAAUCUCCUUUUGGUCAUCAUGUUCCAUACACAUAAAAUAAGAUUGUAAGUAGGUAGUUUAAAAAUUAACAGUAGUUAAUGUAGUAAUCGUAAUCAGCGAAAAUCUUAGUCAUUGUUUUUUAUUCACUUAAUUUAUUUAAGAGAAAAAAUACGUAUUCAACCAUACGUUUUUAAUGCACAUAAAGUUGUAUCGAGAUUAGAAUUUUCAGCUUUUUAAUAGUCAUCAAAUAUGUCUAUACUUAACUACAAAUUGUUCCUUGAAAGUAUUUUUUAUCGAUUCUGUAAUUUAGUGUCUUACACUUGCAUUAAUUAUGAAUUGAAAAAUAAUCGAUUCAAGUAGAAGCCCUUUAAACUUUGAACAGUUUCUCCAAGUAAUACAUACAUUUAAAUAACUGUACGUGUACUUUAUCAUGUAUGGUGAGAUAUAUUUGUAAGAGACGAUCUUCCAUUUCUUUAAAUAACUAUGAAAAAACAA
Messenger RNA from Nomia melanderi (Alkali bee), 3351 nucleotides. Its product is annotated as carcinine transporter-like. Lineage: Eukaryota; Metazoa; Arthropoda; Insecta; Hymenoptera; Halictidae. Gene Ontology annotation, biological process: transmembrane transport. Gene Ontology annotation, cellular component: membrane. Gene Ontology annotation, molecular function: transmembrane transporter activity. The record is from RefSeq and is a predicted model, not a curated record.